Molecule: messenger RNA, 4311 nt
Organism: Puma concolor (puma)
Lineage: Eukaryota; Metazoa; Chordata; Mammalia; Carnivora; Felidae
Source: RefSeq, a predicted model, not a curated record
AUGAUUAAAAAAAAGAUAAGCGUGUAUCAACAAACUCAGGCCCUUUUAUACAAGAAUUUCCUUAAAAAAUGGAGAAUGAAAAAAGAGAGCUUAUCGGAAUGGACAAUAACAUUGCUUCUUGGGCUAUAUUUUUGCAUCUUUUCGGGACUCUUCAGAGCGACCCAUCUUCCUGAACAGCCUCCUCAUGUCCUGGGACGUGUGGAUGAAUUUAAUGACUCUGAUCUGGUGGUGGCAUAUACCCCAGUCACUAACAUGACACAGAAGAUAAUCGAUAAGAUGUCUUCGGCUUCAUUUAUGAAAGGAAGAAAAACCAUUGGGGUUGCUGAUAAAGAAAUGAUGGAUACGGUACUUUUAGAAAGCCAUCAUGAAAUGGUGGGAAUUGUGUUUAACGAUACUUUUUCGUAUCAGCUGAAGUUGAAUUGGGCAUAUGGACUCUCAAUUGCAGAAGAACACUCUGAAUACUCAGAACACUGUUGGGAUAUGCAUGAUGACAUUUUUUGUUACGUGACAAGAUACUGGCAAAAUGGGUUUGUGGCUUUUCAAACUGCGAUUAAUGCUGCAAUUAUAGAACUCACGACAAAUCAUUCUGUGAUGGAGACGCUGACAUCAGUUACUGGAAUAAAUAUGCGGAUGCCAUCCUUCAUUUCUAAGGGAGAAGUUAUAAAUACAUGGUUUAUCUUUAUUUGUAUAGUUUAUUUCUCCCCUUUUGUAUACUCUACAUCAUUAAAUGUUACAAAGGAAAGAAAGAAGUGUAAGAAGCUAAUGGCAGUGAUGGGUCUCCGGGAGUCAGCAUUCUGGCUCUCCUGGGGAUUAAUGUAUGCAGGCUUCGUAUUUAUCCUGUCCAUUGCUAUGGCUCUGAUCAUAACACUGAGCAAAACUGUAGUGAUUGUUGGCUUCCUGGUGAUCGUCACACUCUUUGUCCUAUAUGGCCUGUCCUUGAUAGCAUUGGCUUUCCUCCUGAGCGUGUUGAUAAAGAAACCUGUCCUUACCAGUUUGGUCGGGUUUCUCUUCACUACAUUUUGGGGAUGUCUGGGAUUCACUGUAUUGUACAGACAACUUCCUUCAUCUCUGGGAUGGAUCUUAAGUCUUUUUAGCCCCUUUGCCUUCACUGCCGGAAUGGCUCAGAUUUCACGCAUGGAUUAUUACCUGAUGGGUGUUACUUUUCCUGAUCCCUCUGGAGAGUCACACGUAAUGAUGGUUACUUUCUUCAUUUUGGCACUUGAUGCUCUUCUCUAUCUGAUACUAAUGUUAUAUUUUGAGCGAGCUUUGCCUGAUGAAGGUGGCCACCCGUGUUCACCACUGUUUUUCCUAAAGUCUUCAUUUUGGUCCCAACAUCGAAACACUCAUCAUGAAGUCUUUGAGGAUGAAAUCAAUCCCGAGCAUUACCCUGAUGACUCUUUUGAACCGGUGCCUCUGGAGUUCCAUGGAAAAGAAGCCAUAAGAAUCAGAAAUAUUAGAAAAGAAUACGAUGGAAAGCCUGAAAACGUAGAAGCAUUGCAAGGCAUAUUUCUUGACAUAUAUGAAGGACAAGUGACCGCAAUCCUUGGACAUAACGGCUCUGGUAAAUCGACACUGCUGAACAUUCUUAGUGGGUUGUCUGUUCCUACGAAAGGAUCAGCCACUAUUUAUAAUACCCAACUCUCUGAAAUAACGAACAUGGAAGAAACUAGAAUGAACAUUGGAUUUUGUCCACAAUUCAAUAUUCAAUUUGACUUUCUGACUGUGAGAGAAAACCUCAGGCUAUUUGCUAAAAUAAAAGGGAUUCAGUCCAAGGAAGUGGAACAAGAGGUGAAAAGAGUCAUAAUGGAAUUGGACAUACAAAACACUCAAGACGUUAUUGCUAAAAAAUUGACUGGUGGACAAAAGAGAAAACUGACACUUGGGAUUGCCCUUUUAGGAGAUCCUCAGGUUUUGCUGCUGGAUGAGCCAACUACUGGACUGGAUCCUUUUUCAAAGCACCAAGUUUGGAACCUCCUCAAGGAGCGGAAAACAAACCGUGUGAUCCUUUUUAGUACCCAGAUUAUGGAUGAGGCUGACAUCUUGGCUGAUAGGAAAGUGUUUCUGUCUAAUGGGAAGUUGAAAUGUGCAGGGUCAUCUUUGUUUCUGAAGCAAAAAUGGGGUAUUGGAUAUCAUUUAAGUUUACGCAGGAAUGAAAUGUGUAAUCUGGAGAGAAUCACAUCCCUCAUCAGGCGGCACGUCCCUGAUGCCAAGUUAAGAGCAGAAAGUGAAGAAAAACUUGUGUAUCUUUUGCCCUUGGAAAGAACAAACAAGUUUCCAGAUCUUUACAGGGAUCUUGAAAAGUGUUCUAAUCAGGGCAUAAUGAAUUAUGAUGUUUCCAUGACAACUCUGAAUGAAGUCUUCUUGAAUCUAGAAGGCAAAUCAACAAUUGAUGAGCCAGAUGUUGGCAUUUGGAAACAGGAGAAAGUCAAUGAGACAAGGGAUUCUGGAACUGAGUCUGAAAUGCAACAGGCUCCUUGCUCUCUUCCUGGAUUGAGAAAGGCCAUCAGUACCAGAACUCUCUGGAGACGACAGGUGUGUGCAAUGGCAAGGCUUCGCUUCUUAAAGUUAAGGCAUGAGAGGAAACUUCUUUUGUCCUUGUUACUAUUACUUGGUAUUCCUUUAAUCCCUACCAUUUUUGUGAAGAUAGUGGUUGCAUUAUCUCAUUCCACUCAUUGUCGGGAGCUCUCAUCCAGUAUGUAUUUUCUUUCUCUGGAACAACCCUCACAGACUCCUCUUACCAGUCUAUUGGUCAUCAACAAUACAGGAUCAAAUAUUGAAGACUUUAUGCAGGCACUGAAGCGUCAGGAUAUACUUCUGGAAGUAGAUGAUUUUAGAAAUAGAAAUGGCUCCGAUGAUCCUUCCUACAAUGGAGCCAUCAUAGUGUCUGGUGACCGGAAGGAUUACAGAUUUUCAGUUGUGUGUAAUACCAAGAGAAUGACUUGUUUUCCUGUUCUUAUGGGAAUUGUUAGCAAUGCGCUUCUUGGAAUUUUUAACUUUACCGAACUUAUUAAAACAGAGAGAAGCACAUUUCCUUUUAAUGGCGUCUUAGUGGAAUUUGGUUUUGUGAAUGGGCCUUUAUUUUUGCUGGUCCUUGCAAACUGCCUUUCUCCUUACAUUGGCAUGAGCAGCCUCAGCGAUCGCAAACAAAAAACUCAGUCUCAGUUAUGGAUUUCAGGCCUGUGUCCUUCGGCAUACUGGAUUGGACAGGCUCUUGUGGACAUUCCAUUAUACUGCUCAAUUCUUCUUUCGGUGUAUUUAAUUAACUGCCUCAUGGUUUUGGAAGUCAGAUUCCCACUGGUGCUCAUGUUUGCUCUUGUGGUUUGCAUAGUUGGUUGUGCAGCUUCUCUUAUAUUCUUCACGUAUGUGAUUUCAUUCAUCUUUCUCAAGAGAAGAAAAAAUAAUGGCCUUUGGUGUCUCGGGUUUCUUAUUACACCUUAUGACAAAAAGGAAAAUGAUACUCUGAAGGUGGUUUUAGAAGGCUACAGAACAUCUCCAAGGCAACCGGAAGAUGACACCGUCAAGUUCUUGGGGUACUGUCCUCAGGAGAACUCACUGUGGCCCGGUCUUACGGGGAAAGACCACCUGGAGCUGUACGCAGCAGUGAAAGGAAUGAGCAAACAGGAGGCUGCUCUGAGUACUUCUCGAUUGGUGGAAGCUUUCAAGCUCCAGGAACAACUUAAAGUGCCCGUGAAGGACUUAGCCCAAGAAGUAAAGAGGAAGCUGUGCUUUGCACUGAGCGUCCUGGGAGACCCAUCGGUGGUGCUUCUGGAUGAGCCAUCCACAGGGGUGGACCCCGAGGGGCAACAGCAAAUGUGGCAGGCAAUUCAGACCAUUGUUAAAAACACAGAGAAGGGUGUUCUCCUGACCACCCACUCCAUGGCGGAGGCUGAGGCUGUGUGUGACCGCGUGGCCAUCAUGGUGUCCGGAAAACUGAGGUGUAUUGGUUCCAUUCAAAAUCUGAAAAGCAAGUUUGGUAAAGAUUAUAUUCUAGAAGUAAAAAUAAAGGACCCCAUUCAGGUGGAACCUGUCCACACGGAGAUUCUGAAGCUUUUUCCGCAGGCUGCUCGGCAGGAAAGAUAUUCCUCCAUGAUGGCAUAUAAACUACCUGUGGAAGCCGUUCGCCCUCUGUCUCAGGCCUUUUUCAAAUUAGAGGCAGUGAAACAGACCUUCGACCUGGAAGAAUACAGCCUCUCUCAGGCUACCUUGGAACAGGUAUUCUUAGAACUCUCUAAAGAACAGGAGCUGGGAAAUCUUGAUGAUGAAGUUGAUACAACAGUUAGAUGGAAACUCCUCCCACAAGAAGAGCCUUAA